Phoenix dactylifera (date palm) is the source of this 787-nucleotide messenger RNA. NCBI's taxonomy places the organism in Eukaryota, Viridiplantae, Streptophyta, Magnoliopsida, Arecales, Arecaceae. The record is from RefSeq and is a predicted model, not a curated record.
ACACGGACGGUAUAGAUGCAAUGUCCAAUAGAUCAUGGCUGCUUUAAAUACAAACAUCAUGUUCGGCGUCUCCUGCCUUCUUGCGAAAACCCUAGAAGAGCUUUAUUUCCAACAGCCUCGUCGGCGGCCGAUCUCACAAACCCGAAUCCAGCGUUCAGGAUGAAGGUGAUUGCUGCCUAUUUACUAGCCGUUCUUGGUGGGAACACUAGCCCAACAGCUGAUGAUUUGAAGGAUAUCCUAGGAUCAGUGGGAGCUGAAGCUGAUGAUGACAAAAUUGAGCUCCUCUUAUCUGAAGUCGAGGGUAAAGACAUAACUGAACUUAUCGCUUCUGGGAGGGAGAAGUUUGCUUCAGUGCCCUCUGGUGGUGCCGCCAUUGCUGUUGCAGCCCCUGCUGCAGGUGGUGCUGCUGCAGCCCCAGCAGAUGAGCCAAAGAAAGAAGAGAAAGUGGAAGAGAAGGAAGAAUCAGAUGAGGACAUGGGCUUUAGUUUGUUCGAUUGAGUGGUACGGCUGUCACCUUGUAUAGCCUUCUUGGAAUUCUAAUUUGAGGUUGAUAUGCAAGACGUUAAGAUUUGUAUUAGAGACUGAAGUUUAGUACCUUGGUUCGUGCAACAGCAAGGCAUCAUGCUUCUAUAUUUUGUAUUUUAGGAGUUACAAAGUAGGUCAUGUACAGCAUGGCCUGGCAUUAAUUCUCUUGGGGUGCAUUAGUUAAUGAAUUCUGUAUGAACAUCUGUUUUUGUUCCCUUGGUUCUGGUAUGCAGUUAAUUUGUGCUUGUUUAGCACUUCUCUU